AUGGAUUUACCCACCGCCUUGAGGAAAGGCUCAGACGAUGGCGAUGAAGAAGAAGAUGUUGAAGUUUAUCGAGGGCGUGCAAUAAGGGGUGAAGAGACAACUGGGUUUCCGGAGGUACGAUACGCAAGAGGUAAAAAGGAACCAAAAAACUUUUCUCGAUAUAAACAAAGUCUCAGAAAUGCUUUACUGGUUCGUCGAGGAACGAAGUCUUCUGAACCAAACACGGCGAGAGUCGAUGAAUCGGGUUUAUUUUCAUUUGUGACUUACACCUGGAUAUUUCCAUAUUUGUGGGCUGCAUUUAGAGGACGCUUAAGUCAUAACCAAACCUGGAAUUGCAGUAUCUAUGAUUCUUCGACGGUCAAUUUAGCUAGGAUUGAAUAUUUGUGGAAUCAGGAACUGGCUCGGAGGCCGGAAAACCCAUCAUUAUUUCGAGUCGUAUGGGUUUUUAUGAGGACGCGAGUUAUCAUUGCCUGCUUAAUUUUUUUGUUUUGCCUCACUUUCGGAUUUGUUGGGCCAACCUGCCUCGUUCGUCGUUUGAUUUCAUUUGUCGAGAGUCCUGAUAUGAAAGGGAAGCCAGAUAGUCUGAGUUACGGCAUGCUCUGCGUUUUUGCAUUGUUGUUCGUUGAGUUUUCAAGAGUUUUAUCUUACGGUGGAACAUGGGCUGUCAGCUAUCGCACAGCAAUUCGUGCUCGUGGAGCUCUUUUGGCAUUCUUGUAUAAAAAGUUAAUUAAUGUCCGGACACUACGGAAAAAAACAGCUGCUGAGAUAGUAAACGUUUUCGCAAACGACAGUCAGAGGAUAUUCGACGCUGUGACGUUUGUUCCUUUGGUGUUAAUGGGGCCGCUGGUUAUUGUUGGAGGGAUAAUUUAUCUUAUAGCCCUCAUCGGUAUCUGGUCUUUUCUCGGAUUUUUGGUCUUUUUCGUAUUCGAUGUUUUUCAGUUCAUCCUUGGAAAGACAAUGAUCAAGUUCAGGUCUUCUGCUAUUCAAAAAACCGAGAAACGCGUCAGUGUUACCGGUGAAAUUGUUCGAUGUAUACGGGCGAUAAAGGUGAACUGUUGGGAAGAUUCAUUUCAGAAGACUGUUGAAGCUAUGCGACACAAUGAAAAAGUUGAUUUAAGAAAAGCUGGGUUGGCUCAGAGCUUGGCUAUUGCAAGCGGACCGAUUGUUCCUGCAGUAGCUGCAACUGCAACGUUUAUAGCCGUUAUAUUUUCUGGACAUGAUCUGCUAGCAAGCGAUGCCUUCAGUGCUAUAACAGUAUUUUUUGUAAUGUUGUUCGGUGUUCGUAUGAUUCCUUAUGGGUCGAGGUACUGUGCUGAAUCUAUAGUUGCUUUGCGAAGGAUUCAAGCUCUUCUUCUUUAUCCACCAUAUGAUGACCAGAUUCCCCAGCCUAAGGAAAGUGGCAUGGCUGUUUGUUUAAAGGAUGCAGUUUUUAGCUGGGAUGCAGAAGUUUCUGUUGCCGACUCACCGAAAGAGGGUUUAGUGGAAGGUGAAGAUAAAGGGGCCUCUGCUUUUCAGUUACGGGUUGCUGAUUUGAAAAUAAGAAAGAAGGAACUGAUUGGCAUUACUGGGACUGUUGGAAGCGGAAAAAGUGCCUUACUAGAUGCCAUUUCUGGUCACAUUGGAGAACGAGGCGUGACUUUAUCUGGUGGCCAAAAGGCUCGUAUUUCAUUAGCUCGAGCACUGUUUUCAAAUUCACAGGUUUAUUUGAUCGAUAAUAUACUCUGUUCGGUUGAUCAGAAUGUCAGCGACAGGAUCUUUAAAAGCGCUAUCAGAGAAGUUUUAGGAAAUAAAACGGUGCUGUUCGUCACAAAUAACAUUCAGUACCUGUCACAAUGCGAUCGUGUAGUUCAUAUGGAAGGUGGUCAAGUUGUUGGGGUUGGGAGUCACCAAGAGUUGCUUGAAAAAUCUGAACCCUACGCACAAUUUUGCGAAAGUUGUGUCACUUCUGUUCAAGAGAACCGCUUGCGAUUUGAGGAUGAUCAGAGUAUGAAGAUCACAGAUGACGAUUUUGUGAAAGUUGAGAGCAGUAAGUCAGGAGGAGCAAAAAUUUUAAAGCCUAGAAGUGGUUCGUUCCCGAGUGAAAUUUCAGCAUCUACAGUCGGUUCAUUGGCCGAUAUACCAUUGGCGACAAAUGGUCGCAUUGUGGAAGAAGAAGAAAAUUACGGAUUGGCUGCAGUUAAAUGGUCUAUUUACAGAAAAUAUAUUGAGGCUGCGGGCAGUAUCUUCACUUGGAUCGUUCUGUCAAUUGCGUUUUUACUGAACGUUAUAGCAACAAUAUUUUCAACAGCUUGGUUAGCGCAGUGGUUGAAGAAUGGUAGGAUUGAAACGAAUAUCACUGUCGGAAAUGAUACGUUGGUGACAACGAGGACUCUAGUUAAUAGUCCUGCAAAUGCUUAUUAUGGCACAAUUUGCGGCUUUUCUAUCUUGUUCCUGGGAGUAUCUGGGCUAGUCAAAGCCAUCAUUUUUGUUCAGGUCUCAUUAAACGCUGCGUCUAAGUUGCAUAAUAAAAUGUUUCGUAGCAUUCUAAGAGCUAAUGUGCAGUUCUUUGAUACAACACCAACAGGAAGAAUACUGAACAGGUUUUCGAAAGAUAUGGAUGAGAUUGACAUCAAACUUCCAUUUUCUGCCGAAGUUUUUCUUCAAAACGGCAUAACUUGCAUAUGCUAUCUCAUUAUGAUUAUCUGGGUUUUCCCGUGGUUUAUUCCUGCCAGCAUCCCCCUCGCCUGCUGUUUUUCGCUAUUUGUUGUCUGCUUUCGAGCAGGAAUUACUAGCCUUAAACGCAUUGAAAAUGUAUCACGCUCUCCACUGUUCGACCAUAUCACUGCUAGUAUGGAAGGGCUGUACACUAUCCAUUCGCUUGGGCAAAUUAAUCGUUUUGUUGAUACGUUGAAGACCAACCUCGAUGCUAAUAGUGGAGCUAUGUUUAUGUAUCAGUCUGCUAUGAGAUGGUUGGCUGUUUGGCUAGAUUUAAUCGUAGUUGCGAUUACAUUUGUGGUAGGUCUCUUGAUAGUUAUGUUUACUGGACGUGUUUCUCCAGCUGAUGCAGGCAUGGCUUUGGCGUUUGCUGUACAGAUGAGUGGUAUAUUCCAAUUUGCUGUUAGAACUCAUACUGACCUUGAAGCCAAGAUGACGUGUGUCGAAAGAGUAGCCUAUUACAGCGAGCACGUCGAGUCGGAAUCUGAUGUGGAAGGAAAAAAUGAACGUACAUCUGUACCGAAUGACUGGCCUUCAAACGGGAAAAUAGCGUUCUCCGACGUCAAAUUGCGGUAUCGUUUGAAUCUUCCGCUUGCAUUAGACGGUGUCUCGUUUGUCAUUGAUCCGAAAGAUAAAAUUGGCGUUGUAGGCCGCACUGGAUCUGGUAAGUCUUCUCUGUACAACGCUUUGUAUAGACUUUACUCUCUUACUUGGGGGACUAUCUCAAUCGAUGGUGUAAACAUCGCUCAUGUUCCCUUGCACCGGUUAAGGCGCUCAAUGGCAGUAAUACCUCAAGAUCCAGCAUUGUUUGCUGGAACUAUUCGAUAUAAUUUGGACCCUGAAAAAGAGUUUGGUGACAAUCAGCUCUGGGACGCGUUGGAGAAAGCUCAUGCGAAAGAUAUUGUUAUGGCACUGGAUAGGAAAAUGGACUCAGCUGUUGAGGAAGGUGGACGAAAUUUUUCUGUUGGUGAAAGACAGUUGCUUUGUAUGGCCAGAGCUAUAUUAAGGAAAGCAAAGAUUGUCAUACUGGAUGAAGCGACGAGCAGCUUAGAUUCUUCCCUAGAUAAGAAGAUUCAGGACUGCUUGAGUGAGGCUCUGGCUGACUCAACUGUGAUCCUUAUUGCACAUAGAUUAGAAAACGUUCUUCGUCUUGACAAAAUUCUGUAUAUGGAUCAAGCCAAGGUGCUGGAAUAUGGAAAAAUCUCAGAACUUUUGGACAAUAAGGAUUCAAAUUUAAGCCGUUUAUUAUCAGAGCAGAAAAUAACUCCUGUUAUGAAGCAGAUGUCUUUGUUACACCAAGAAUCUAAUGGAAAAGAUUCUUCAAUUACUGGGAGUGGCUCUAGCACGCCCGUUCGGAUAUACCCUCAAAUUGAUGAUGGAUCUGGGAAAACUUCGCCGGAAACUUCAGAGUUUGAAAAGAUUAGUGAAAGUGCGGUUAAAGAUAACGCAACUAGUUCUGAAGAAAGUGAUCUUGAAAUUAUUGAGAAUCCUGUGCCUCCUAAACGCAAAAGGUAA
Messenger RNA from Enterobius vermicularis (human pinworm), 4209 nucleotides. The record is from the annotation of a GenBank genome assembly. Lineage: Eukaryota; Metazoa; Nematoda; Chromadorea; Rhabditida; Oxyuridae.